Hipposideros armiger (great roundleaf bat) is the source of this 2582-nucleotide messenger RNA. RefSeq names its product DnaJ heat shock protein family (Hsp40) member C30 (gene DNAJC30). The transcript has a single exon. Lineage: Eukaryota; Metazoa; Chordata; Mammalia; Chiroptera; Hipposideridae. The record is from RefSeq and is a predicted model, not a curated record. Bases 38 to 718 code for a protein of 226 amino acids.
CAGUUCAGCUUAGCACCGCCCGCCAGAUUCAUCCAAGAUGGCAGCCAAGCGCGAUCUGAGGUGGCCGCGGUUGGUUCUGUGGAGGUCGUGGCAGGUCCGGGGAUCUCCACAAAACUGGGUAUCGGGCCUGGGCCUAGAAGCGAGGACUUAUUCCCGGGGCGACGGCCCGUACUCGCGCACGGCGCUCUAUGAGGUGCUCGGCGUCCCCUCCACGGCCACGCAGGCGCAAAUCAAGGCGGCCUACUACCGGCAGAGCUUCCUCUACCACCCGGAUCGCAAUUCGGGGAGUCCUGAGGCUGCCGAGCGCUUUACGCGCAUCUCCCAGGCAUACGUGGUGCUGGGCAGUGCCACCCUGCGCCGCAAGUAUGACCGCGGCCUGCUCAGCGACGUAGACCUGCGCGGACCUGGCGUUCGGCCCUCCAGGACGCCCUCGGCGGACCCGGGCUCGCCCCGCACCCCGCCGCCCGCUUCUCAGACCCACCACAGUGGUCAGGCUGCGCCGGGCGCCAACCGCACGAUGUUCGACUUUGACGCCUUCUAUCAGGCGCACUACGGCGAACAGCUAGAGCGUGAACGGCGCCUGAGGGCCCGGCGUGAGGCCCUUCGCAAGCAGCAGGAGGAUCGGGCUAAGAAAGGCUUCCGCUGGGAUGAGACCCGAGACACAACUUUCGUCUUGCUUCUCCUCACAGUCUUCAUCAUUAUGACACUGCGUUUUUAAUUGGAGAGAGGAGGGAAGGGGAAGCAGCCCCCCCAGUCAGCCCUCAGAAAAUGGCCUUUCCAGUCUUCAACCCUUCGCCUUCCAUAGUCUACCUCUGCUGGGGUCUAAAGGAACCUCUGUCCCCCUCUUCUUCCCCACUCGCCCAGCUUGGCCGAUGACCUGCACAUCCCUGCCCCUACGGUCCAGAAAAGGAGGCUUUUCGAUGCCCAAGAAAGAGGCUCCAAAAUGAAGAGCCUUGGAAGUCCGAGAGUGAAGGGUAUUCUGGAGUCCCUUGGGUGCCUGCCUUCCUGAUGUUGCCAACUUCUGGAACACUUGCUCUGGCUUUAUUGUAAAGCUCUGAGCAAGAAUUGUCUGCUCCUGCCCCAUGUUUGUACCAUGGGGCUCCUCUGUAACCUUGAAACGUGCAAUGUGACCAGUUGUUGGCUGCCAAAAGAAAAAUUCUGGGCUUGUACGAACCUUGUCUUUCUGUGAGUUACCCAAGCCACAGGUGAGACCUGUUGUCGGCUAAGAAUGUGAUAUGUGGAAAUCUUGCCAUUCUUCUAUGGUCAGCCCCAAACCCACUGUCGCUUCUGUUGGUGGCAUGUGGGAGUGGGAAAGCAAGGUCAUCGAGCAUAAGGAAUGAGUGUUCCUGUGCCCAUACUUAUGUAAUGAAUGACCUUGGAGAAGUUACUUUGUGGACAUGACUGCAGAGAACAAAUCAUUUGUUCUCUUGAGAUCUGCCACACUUUAUUAUCCAUAGUGCUAAUGGGUUAGUGGUUAAAGCAUGCUAGUAGAGUCAAGUUUAUCCUUGGGACAGUGUGCCAAGUGGGUCAUCCCUUUACCAGCUACCCCCAUCGCUAACUAUGCAGCCCAUCCCCUCCCAGAAAUAGAGCAACAAAUUGGGAGUUUGAGUCCUCUGAGUGUGACCCACCCUGUUUACCUUGCAAUGCUUAUUGCAGGCCCCACAAGCCAGGUCCUUGAAACGUGGCUGCUUGAGGCUGUGGGGAAUUUGGAGUUGGUGGGACUACUGAGGGACAGGAGAAUGUGGUGGAAACUCGGUUCUUGUUCAGAGCUGGCUGAGGCUUUUUUUUUUUUUUUCCUUUUUCUAGUUUGUGCUAAGCUGUUGGUCAGCCAUCACUUGGCUAGAAUGGUAGUAGUCAGGGUAUUUUAACCCUGAGUCACUGCACAUGGGGAGUGGGUGGCUGUGCAAUAGGUGCUUGAGCGUUUAUGCGCUGGAGCUGAGUGUAAAGCUAUGGGAUAGGCAAACCUUUCCAAGAAAUGUACGACAAGGGGGCGGGUCUUAAGUCUAGAGUCGAAACAAAGCCAGAGAUGCUUUGGUAUAUUAAUACUAAUUCCUGCAUUCACACUCCUGUGUGAAAUCCUUGUAUAAAUUGGGAUAAAUUCACAGCUAGUUCAACUUGGUCUCUUGGAAACCAUUUGAUUCUUUCUAGCCUUGGAGGUUGGGGGCAGACUCUUAGUCAUGGAUUUGCAGUGACCACAGAAUUCAGUAGUAAAGAUUUAAGCCCAUUGUAAUUCAGGACAGCUGUACUCUUUGAGCCUUGAUUGGGGGUGGGGGAGCGGUGGUGUACGUAUGUAGUUUGAAAAAGAACAUUUAAUGUUAUAUUUCAUAUUUGAAAAACAACAGGGAAGGUCUGUUUUUGAAAUAUAAACUACAGAAAGUGAAGCUUCGUAAAAGGUACAGAAACUAGUGAUUCUCAACCAACGAGUUGGAGCAUAACAAGAGUGUCCAUGGGGCAAGAUUCUAUCCGAGUUUCUGUCAAAAUGGGUGGGGUUCUUUUGGGUUUUGUUUGUAAAAGCAUUAGUGUUCAUUAAUAGCUGGGACCUUUUGCAUGGGCUCCUUGACAUAAACCUUUCAAGUUUGUUU